AACGGUUCGGUUGACCGACCGCCGGCCGGCUGUUUAUUAAAUUUUGACCUCUGUCAUUUUUGAUGUUUUCUUCUAGAAUUUCAUCGUUUGCUCGACCGGUGUCAACAAUUAUUGCAGAGAAUUAUCAUUGUAAAAGUUUCGUUAUUCGUGAUAAUAAAAGACUAUUGUCCACAACAUCAACCAUGUCCAAGUCAGCACUAGUCAUUCUCGCGCAAGGAGCUGAAGAGAUGGAGACGGUCAUCACUGUUGAUAUGCUCCGUCGAGGCGGUGUGACAGUGACGAUGGCGGGCCUUGACGGCAGGGAGCCGGUGCUGUGCUCGCGGCAGGUCACCCUGCUGCCGGACAAGUCGCUGGCCGACGCUCUCGCCGAGACGCCACAGUAUGAUGCUGUGAUCCUGCCCGGCGGUCUGGAAGGUUCAGACCGUCUGUCCAAGUCGAAUGUAGUGGGAACUUUGCUGAAGGAACACGAGAAGUCUGGCCGGAUCAUUGCAGCUAUAUGUGCUGCGCCAACGGCAUUUGUCUCCCACGGCGUGGCCCAAGGUAAACGUGUGACGUCAUACCCCAGUACCAAAGACAAGAUCACUGGUCCCUACACGUAUGUGGAGGGGGAGAGGGUGGUGGUUGACGGGAAUGUCGUCACUAGCAGAGGUCCCGGCACAGCAUAUUGGUUUGGACUGAAGUUGAUCGAGCUGUUGACAGGCAAAGACAAGGCAGACCAGGUUGAGAAGGGAAUGAUCAUCUCUGGUUACUAACCGGGAAUAUAAUGAUAAUAUUCAAUAGUAGUUUUAAGUGUUUUUUUAAGUUUUGUCAGCGAUGACAGUCAGUUUAUAAAAACUCGAAGGUUUUACUUCACUUCUCACUAUCGAGUUGAUUCGAAGUGAGAUGCAGCGAACCAAUCACAUUGCAGUUUGGUUGUCGUUGCGUCACAAUAGCGCGGUGUGAUUGGUUCACUCCCGCCAUCAGUUUCACCGCUUUCUGAUUAGAUAUUUUAUUUAGUCUCUGACAGAUGUGAUUGGACAGUUAGCCGUAUCCAAUUAUUAACUCAUUAAUUUCGAAUAAGUGAAAGGUUUCUUUAAAUAAUAGGUUAAAAACCGGAAUAGUAAGUACUCUUGGUGUAAAAUGAUAUUUUAAGUUAUAAAAAGUAAUAAAAGUGUAACUUUUAUACGUUGAAUAAAAUAUAUUCAUAUGUUUGAAUUUUUGUAUGUUAUUGCAUUGAAAAAUUUGCAAACAUUUCUUUAGUCAUUAUUUAUAUAUUUAUUCAAAUGUUAUUGACAAAGUCAAAGUGUGCACUCAAGACUGCCCAGUGGUUAAGUGAGCGAAUGGUACCAGGUUCAAAUCCUACUCGUGUCACACGAGUUUGUACACCAAUCUGACUCAUGUAUAGUGGUUUUCAUCGACCACCACUUGCUUCCGGUGAAGGAAAACAUCGCGAGGAAAUUUGCACACUGGUUGACAGUUUAGCUCACUAGUACGAAUGCGACUUGCCACUAGAUGUCGGUAGGUAAUCAUAAGUCAUAUCAGAUGCCUUUAGGCGACGAAACGAAACGAUCGAAAGGUCCCAGGUUGGAAACCUGCUCGCGCCACAUGAGUUUGUACACCAAUCUGACUCAUGUAUGAGUAGCUUUCACAGACAACCACCUGUUUCCGGUGAAGGAAAACAUUGCGAGGAAACCUCUGCACACUGGUGGACAGUUUAGUUCACUAGUGUGUAUGCGGCUACCUGCCACUAGAUGGCGGUAUAAUAAAAGCCAUGUCAUAGUCGUAACACCCCUCCCCCCUCCAUUUAGUACAGUCGGGGACACAUAAAUCUGACUCCGAAGUAACUUAAGGAGGUCAGCUGUUUCUACCCUCAACUGUACACGAUAGGAUGGUUCUCAGAGUUUCGAUCGCUCCGUUCGCGCUGUCAAUACCAAUUUUCUUAUGGAAUCAAUUUCAAAAUCAAUAAUUCAUGAAAUUGACAUUACCACAGCACAAAUUAAUUAUUUUAAAGUCAGUAAAAUUAUUUAUUUUUUAAAUUUGAAAAAUUGUAAUGACAGCGCAGGCGUAGCGGUCGAAGCGCUCUGAGAAACACCCGAUACCCAUUUUGUAUGGCAGGCGAGAAGGGAAAUUAAAGACAAUAUGCGAUUUUAUAUAUAUAUAUAUUUCAUACAUGCAUAUACAAUAUUAUGUACUGACAACUAUUAUACGAUAAAAAACUUACAUCUAACACAAAUAAUUUAAUACAAAAGUAUAAAUGCAUUUGACUUUGAGAGUAUUUUUUUGCCAUUUCAAAAGAUUUGACAAGUUACAAAAAACAGAAAAUUUUACACUAUGUCAUUUCUAUGAGAAAUUUGAGCGUGUUCCCAUUGUUCCGUUGCGUUUGCAAC
Messenger RNA from Plodia interpunctella (Indianmeal moth), 2366 nucleotides. It is a transcript of the gene BmDJ-1beta, whose product is annotated as protein dj-1beta-like. The transcript is spliced from 6 exons. NCBI's taxonomy places the organism in Eukaryota, Metazoa, Arthropoda, Insecta, Lepidoptera, Pyralidae. The record is from RefSeq and is a predicted model, not a curated record. Gene Ontology annotation, biological process: glyoxal metabolic process; response to oxidative stress; glycolate biosynthetic process. Gene Ontology annotation, cellular component: nucleus; cytoplasm; mitochondrion. The coding region runs from base 63 to 752 and encodes 229 amino acids.